This is a messenger RNA of Racocetra persica, 686 nucleotides long. The record is from the annotation of a GenBank genome assembly. Lineage: Eukaryota; Fungi; Glomeromycota; Glomeromycetes; Diversisporales; Gigasporaceae.
CUGAUAUACUUUAUAUUGCUCUUGUAUAUGAAGUUAUACCUAAUAUUUUAACGUUACAAAAUCUUGCUAUGGAUCUUGAACGUGAGAAAGUAGAGCGACGAAAAGAACUCAAUAUAAUGGAUCCAUCUGAUCAUAAGCUUCUAAUGCAAGAAUUUUCACAAGUUGCCUAUUUAUCUCCAAGUAUAAAAUGGAAUGAAUCAGCAAAAAAACUACUUGAAAUGAAAAAAGUUAUUAAAUUUGAAAUAACUAGUAAAAAAAUCUAUGUUGAGGUCGAGUCUGAAUCUUUCUCUAGGUUUAUUUAUACAACCUGUGUAUAUGGGCAGCCAAAAGAUAUUUGUUGUCAAUGCUUUGACUUUCUUCAAACUGGUAUCUUGUGUAAGCAUCUUCGUGCUGCUGCUCUUUAUAUCAAUAAACUUCGUAAACAAGAGCAGUAUAUGUAUUUACCCAAAAUAACUUUUCCAACUUACCAAGAAGCUCAACAAAUUUAUUAUAAUCAAUAUGCUGACAGAUCAGAAAUGCCGAUAAGUUCUGAGAUUAAUAAUGAAGAUAACGAUAAUGUAGAUGAUGAGAAUGAAAAUAUAGACAAUGAAAGCAAUAAUCACGAUAAUAAUGAUAACAGUCCUAUAACUACCUCAUCUAAAAAAAUUCUUAAUUAUAUAGGACAUAUUCUUGGAAUCAAUGCUUUA